AUGAUGUCGUACCUGAAAGUAAUGAUCAUAUGGAACAUACUUUGCGUAUCCAUGGUGAUCCUUUCACUGUCCUUGAUUCAAGAAGUGUCUUCUGAAGCACUCUCCUGCAAAGGACGUUGCUUUGAAGCCUUUGAAAGAGGAAGAGAGUGUGACUGUGACGCAGACUGUGAAAGAUAUGGCAAAUGUUGCCCAGACUACACAGAACACUGUAAAGAGGCACACACAGAAAAGGCAUCACCAAAAACUCCUCCAGCAAACAAAUCAGCAUCUAAAAGGUCAUCCAAAAAUGAGGAAGAGAAGUCAGAGGAAGUAACGCAGCCCCAUGAAGUUAUGGAAGAUAAUGGCAGUGGACUGGAAAAUAAAGCGACCAGUCCUGCACCAACUACAAAACACCCCGAUACAACCACAACAAUCAAAGCAACUACGUCAGGUCCAAAACCCACUUUACCACCUACUACAAGUACUACCAUAAAAGCAACAACUACCAAAGAGACCACAAUGGGUCAGAAAGAUACCCCUGCGACAACAGCAGCACCAACGACCAACGCAGACUCUCCCACCACCCAGAAGCCUGAAGACACAACCCCUGAAGCCACAGAGGCACCACUGACAGAAGCAGACUAUCCCACCACUGCUAAGGUUGAAGAUAUGACUGCUGAGGCCACAGAGAAACCAAUGACCGAAGCAGAAUCUCCCACCACCACCCCCAAAGCAGAAGGCACAACCCCUGAAGCCACAGAGGCACCAACGACCAAGGCAGACUCUCCCACCACCCCCAAACCUGAAGACACAACCCCAGAGGCACCAACGACCAAGGCAGACUCUCCCACCACCCCCAAACCUGAAGAAACAACCCCUGAAGCCACAGAGGCACCAACGACCAAGGCAGACUCUCCCACCACCCCCAAACCUGAAGACACAACCCCAGAGGCACUAACAAACGAGGCAGACUCCCCCACUGCCCCUAAACCUGAAAACACAACCCCAGAGGCACCAAUGACCAAGGCAGACUCUCCCACCACCCCAAAACCUGAAGAAACAACCCCUGAAGCCACAGAGGCACCAACGACCAAGGCAGACUCUCCCACCACCCCCAAACCUGAAGAAACAACCCCUGAAGGAACAGAGGCACCAAUGACCAAGGCAGACACCACCACCCCCAAACCUGAAGAAACAACCCCAGAGGCCACAGAGGCACCAACGACCAAGGCAGACUCUCCCACCACCCCAAAACCUGAAGACACAACCCCUGAAGCCACAGAGACACCAAUGACCAAGGCAGACACCACCACCCCCAAACCUGAAGAAACAACCCCAGAGGCCACAGAGGCACCAACAACCAAGGCAGACUCUCCCACCACCCCCAAACCUGAAGAAACAACCCCUGAAGCCACAGAGGCACCAACGACCAAGGCAGACUCUCCUACCACCCCCAAACCUGAAGACGCAACCCCUGAAGCCACAGAGGCACCAACGACCAAGGCAGACUCUCCCACCACCCCCAAACCUGAAGAAACAACCCCUGAAGCCACAGAGGCACCAACGACCAAGGCAGACUCUCCCACCACCCCCAAACCUGAAGAAACAACCCCUGAAGCCACAGAGGCACCAACGACCAAGGCAGACUCUCCCACCACCCCCAAACCUGAAGAAACAACCCCUGAAGCCACAGAGGCACCAACGACCAAGGCAGACUCUCCCACCACCCCAAAACCUGAAGAAACAACCCCUGAAGCCACAGAGGCACCAACGACCAAGGCAGACUCUCCCACCACCCCCAAACCUGAAGAAACAACCCCUGAAGCCACAGAGGCACCAACGACCAAGGCAGACUCCCCCACCACUCCAAAAGCUGAAGACACAACCCCAGAGGCACCAACGACCAAGGCAAACUCCCCCUCCACCCCCAAACCUGAAGACACAACCCCAGAGGCACCAACGACCAAGGCAGACUCUCCCACCACCCCCAAACUUGAAGACGCAACCCCAGAGGCACCAACAACCAAGGCAGACUCUUCCACCACCCCAAAACCUGAAGACACAACCCCUGAAGCCACAGAGGCACCAACGACCAAGGCAGACUCUCCCACCACCCCCAAACCUGAAGACACAACCCCUGAAGCCACAGAGGCACCAACGACCAAGCCUGUGACACCCACCACCCCAAAAGCUGAGGAGACAACCCUGGACGCCAGAGAGGCACCAACGACCAAGGCAGACUCUCCCACCACCCCCAAACCUGAAGACGCAACCCCAGAGGCACCAACGACCACGGCAGACUCUCCCACCAUCCCCAAACCUGAAGACACAACCCCAGUGGCACCAACAACCAAGGCUGACUCCCCCACAACCCCAAAAGCAGAAGACACAACCCCAGAGGCCACAGAGGCACCAACAACCAACGCUGACUCUCCUACCACCCCUAAACCUGAAGACACAACCCCGGAGGCUCCAACCACCAAGGUAGACUCUCCUACUACCCCUAAACUGGAGGAGGCAAAGGCAGACUCUCCCAACACCCCUGAGGUUAAGGGGACUACCCCUGCAGCUACUGAGGCUGACACCACUGCCAUACAGAAAACAACACCUCUUGAAAUGACAACUACUGUCCCUGGAUUAGUAACAACUGCUAAAAAAGACAUAACCACUCAAAGCCGUGAGGUGGUCACAACUAGGAAGGAAACACCCAUACCUGAAGCAGACACGACAGUUUCAGAAACAACCUCAGAGAAGAAAAUUACAACUCCUGCACCCAAAGUAGCAACCAGCACAACUGUAAAAGACACGACUACAGCAGUAGAAAGGAUAGUGGUGACUGCAGCUAGGAAUACUGAGAUUGUAAGAAUACCGGACAAAAAAGAUAAAACAACAGCUAAAACUGUUUCUACUCCUAUAACCAAAGAGACAACAACUAAAAUAGAAACAACCACUGUGAACAAAGACAUAACUACACCUAAGAAAGACAAAACUACUGUGCUUAAAGACAUUUUAACAACAAAAAGUAGGAAAUACACAACUACUGUAACUACGGUUAUAACAGCUAAACCAGAUGACUCUCCUAAAGUUAAGGAUGAUAUUCCCAAUAGAACUCCUACAGCCAAGGAAGCUGUCACUACAGCAGCUGAAUCAGAAGCAACUACUGCAGACAAAAAGACUACAACAACGGCUGCAGAAAAAGAAGCAAGCCCAGCUAAACAAGACAAGACUCCCAUACCAAAAGAGACUUUAACAGCUAAAAAAGAAGAAAACCCUGUGGCAACAGCAACUGUAACAACAGCAGCCACAGCAGCUACAACUCCAUUGCCCAAGCCCACUGUGUUGGCAACAACUGCCAAAACAGAUUCAACUCCUAAACCCAGGGAGAUUGUAACAACAAAUAAAAGAGACACAACUAUGGAAACUAAGCAGACAGUAACAGCAGCAGCUAAAGAGAGCACAAGUAGUAUUUGUGUUGUAGAGACAACAACAGCUAGUAAAGACGUAACAACCAUCAAAAAAACUAGCAUCACACCUGAAAAAGAAAUGGGAGAUGACACUGAAAAGGCCCCUACUAUUGACAAAGGAAAGGAAACUACAGUAACCAAACAGACCACUACAAGAGAUAAAAAAGACACCAUAGAAGAAAUGUUUAUUGUUUCUAAAGGGACAUCCAAGCCAACUAUACAUUUCCAGGAGGUUACUGACACAAGAGACGAGCCUCAUCCAGCCAACCCUGAAACUCUGCCAAUAAAAGAGGAGCCCGACACAAACAACAAGCCUUUAAUACAAACUGCGGACUUGCCAAUUUUAACUGGAGAAACACAAGGUAAUUGCAUUCCAAAAGACCUGUGCAGCGGGAAGCCGGCAGAUGGCAUGGUGGCCCUGCCGAACGGCACCCUGGCAGUAUUCCGAGGUCACUACUACUGGCUGCUGAACGGCAGGAGCCGGCCGACCACCAGCCCCCGCCGAAUCAGCGACGGCUGGGGCAUCCCGUCCCCCAUCGACGCCGUGUUCUCCAGGUGCAACUGCGAUGGCAAGACCUUCUUCAUCAAGGGUCCCCAAUACUGGCGUUUCACUAAUGGUGUUAUGGAUAAAGGCUAUCCCAAACCUCUUGCAAACGGAUUUGCAGGCCUACGUGGGAAAAUAGUAGCAACCCUCCCCGUGGCAAGAUACAACAACAGACCAGAAUCUGUUUAUUUUAUCAAAAAAGAUGGCAAUAUGCAACAGUAUGUGUACAAACAAGAACCAGCCAAGAAGUGUCACAGAAGAACCCAGGUUACCAUAAGAUACCCAGCUUAUGUCCCAAGACUUGUAAUAAGGAGACGCUUUCAACGUGCAGUAAGAAUGCCAACCGUUAUUCAGACUGUCAGAGUCAACCCGUAUCCAUCUGGAGUUUUGCAUAAGGAAAUCAAAAUGACUGCCUACUGGAGAGGGCUCCCGAAAGUUAUUCAUUCAACUAUAUCACUACCCAACUACAAUAAGCCAGAUGGCUACGAUUAUUAUGCCUUCUCUUACAGUAAGUUAAAGCUAAUACAAGUUACUAUGUAUCUCAAAAGACUAGGGGAUGGGGAAGAAAGAAGCCCAUAUCGGUACUACAGUUUGGAUGUUGGCAGAAGAAUAGCAAGACCUGUUACCGCUCUCACAGGAAAGACUGUAUCCAAAGACUGGUACAACUGUCCUAGCAAGUGA
Messenger RNA from Aquila chrysaetos chrysaetos, 4668 nucleotides. It is a transcript of the gene PRG4, whose product is annotated as proteoglycan 4. Bases 1 to 4668 code for a protein of 1555 amino acids. Gene Ontology annotation, biological process: immune response. Gene Ontology annotation, molecular function: scavenger receptor activity; polysaccharide binding. The transcript is spliced from 10 exons. Lineage: Eukaryota; Metazoa; Chordata; Aves; Accipitriformes; Accipitridae. The record is from RefSeq and is a predicted model, not a curated record.